AUAGUUGUAUUUAAAAUGCCAGUUAGUAACUUUAGGUAUACUCCAAUUCCCGAAGAAAGGCGAGUACAUCACGAUUUCAAGAACGUGAAUGAAACCGUUGUCAUACCCAAAUGGGCAGGAUAUGCCGUUCAUGAUUUCGGCACAAAAGUGGUGGCGUAUGAGGAUCGUGAAAAUUGGGGCGCGAUAUUGAAAACCUUCGGAAUUGCCAUGGCCAUGUUAAUUAUUAUUAUUGUGGUACUGCUGAUUGGGCUGAUCUAUUUAUGUUUGCGCUGCAAAGGUUAUCUAAAUCCCAUCAGAGACUAUGCCGAGAGAAGUAAUCAAAGAUGUGUGCGCUGCAUUUUAACGCUGUUGAUGCUCCUUUUACUGGCCGGUCUUCUCUAUUUUGUGAUAAUGGCUAUAAAAAACACGGUCUCCAAAAGGCGCAUGCAAGAGCAUCAAAAUUCCAAGACAAGAGAUGGUUUCCCUUCCUCGGUGGCCGCUCGGCAAUUAGAUCACGUUUUCGGAUUGAAUUAUGAGGAGUUCCAAGCCCAAGCUCGUGAUUCGGCUAAUGAUUUAAUCCGCAAUUGGACUGGAGCAACGGAAGUUGUAACCGACGAAUCGAAAACUCUCUGCCCGCCUGCUGAGAAUAUAACCGAUGUAAAUAAGCGAGUAGCGCAGGUCAAUAACGAGUUUGAGCUAUUGUGUUUUGGAGUCUUGGAAUGGAGUGACUAUAUGCAUUUUUUCUAUCGAAAUAUGACGAUGUUCAUGGCUGAAACCGAUGAUGGUCGCAAAGUAUUAAAAGAAUUAGAUUUUCCGAACUUUCUUUUAAAAACGAUGCAAGUGGAAAAGCUCUUGGAUUUCUAUCGCAUCUUCAGUAUUGUGGACAAAUUCUUUCACUCAUUUUCGAAGCUUUACAACACGACCAUAAACUGGUCAGAGAAUUUACAAAGUAGAACCCAAAAAGCAUUAUCUCCGUAUUUUCUAGAAAUAACAAAGGAUUUAGGCGAUAAAGGGGGUCAAUUUCGAUCGCUUUCAACGACACUUGCCAGCAGACCACGUGGAGAUGACACCGACGAUGCAGAUUAUGAAAGGGCCGGCAAGGAAGAAGAGGAUGAUAAGGCAAAAGAGCCGCUAGCGAUUUUUAUACUGGAUAUUAUAUGCUAUGCACUUCUUCUAUUGAUAACUGUAGUAUUAUUAAUUGCGUUGCUGCUAAGAUGUUGUGGCAAACGUUAUAGAAGUGAAGCCAGAUGCUGCAAUCAAGAAAAUGGCUCCUGCCUUUUCCAAUUCGCUGCUUUUUUGAUGUUCUUAUUUCUGCUACUCGUGUUGUACCCGUUUCAGUGGCACUUUGUCCAUGGUGCUGGCCGCUAUAACAGUGUCUGUACAAGAAACGACACACAUAAAUACGAACGCGCCUUGGCAAAUAUUGAAGACACUUGCUUAGACGAAACAACAUUUAAGAAGAUCCUCGAUGAUCAUGUCGAUAGACAAAUUAAGUUUAAUAUUUCAAAUAAGAGUACUGUUGAAGAUGUGAAACCAAAUGCACCAGAAUUACAAAAGUACACAAUAAAUUUCAAGCAAAGCGCGAGAACGUCAAAAUCGCUCGAUCUCAAAAACAUGUGUGAAGAUAUUAAGAAUAGAACGGACCCGAAACACUUAACUGAGGUUUAUACAAAAAUGCUCAGAUACGCCAACGGCGAUAUGCCCGAUAAUCAAGUGAAGAUGCUGUCUCAAUGCAAUUUGGGAAGCUUUAAGAAGCGCAGAAUAGACGAAUACAAACAGAGUGUAAUCUAUAAAAGUGCCGAGCGUUUGGCCAGCUAUUGCAACAGGGUCGUGGAGUUCUUUACAGAAAAUUAUGCCAAAAUUACCGGUGAAUGUCUAAAUGGUAUCGAGAGUUUGAAAAACAAUUUUUCCAAACAAAGUAAACAAGAGUUAAGUGAAAUAAUGGCGGGCUUGGACAACAUGUACGCCAAAGAACUGGACGGUUAUGUCGACAUGGCAACAGAUAGGGUGGUUAAUAAAGUUACUUUGUGUCGCAAAGUUUCGUCUAGGUCAGCUGAUCGUAUGAAAAUGGACUGUGAUGCACAUACAGAUUUACAGAAUGUUUCGUGGAGUGCUUUUUUGAUGUUGAUAUGGUUGAUAUUGCCACUAAUUCCCAUAGCACUUUACCUAGCCAGAUUGUUUGGCACGUCCAGCGGCAGUUGCUGUUCGUGCGAGCAAAGCGGAUCAGGUGCCGCAGGCCGACGGAAUGAUAGAUGGAAUACUGAUUCGGUAAUGGAUGAGAUGCAGCGUCACUUAUAUAAAUCUCUUUGCGAAGGUUCAGUAAGAUCGGGCCCUUCGAAUGGUCGAUGUGACUGCAAAGCAGCGCGGGCAGCUUAUAUGCAGGGGCCAAGCUGUGCACGAAGGUGCCUUGACGACGGCAGCGCUAACUUAGCUAUGCUGCAACAAGCUAACACCCUUUUGCUUAAAGCAAAAGUCUGUAGUGAAUCUACAGAGCCGGAGAAAAGAGGUAUACUUAAACCGAAACAGAUCAAAGAACCGCAAAGACCAACGACUUCUAAAGCAAUUCGCUCCAAAAGAGCACAACAAUUAGCAAAUGAUAAUAAAUUCGAAACAUUCUCUUUUAGGAAAUGCGUUUGCGAUAGAAAUGUUGCAAAAAUGCCGAAAGGCCCUACCAGUUCAAUGGCAAGCAACCGACCAAAAAAAAGAAUGAGAAAUGUUUGUGAAACCCUGGAAGAAAUUGUCGAAGAGUCGACGGAUAACGGGAUGAAUGGAUUGGAAAUAAAUGCUUCUAUUCAUAUAUUAACUUUUAAUAAAAAAAUUACUUAAU
Messenger RNA from Bactrocera tryoni, 2806 nucleotides. RefSeq lists its product as uncharacterized. The transcript has 11 exons. Gene Ontology annotation, cellular component: membrane. Bases 16 to 2805 code for a protein of 929 amino acids. NCBI's taxonomy places the organism in Eukaryota, Metazoa, Arthropoda, Insecta, Diptera, Tephritidae. The record is from RefSeq and is a predicted model, not a curated record.